Molecule: messenger RNA, 2284 nt
Organism: Cryptomeria japonica (Japanese cedar)
Lineage: Eukaryota; Viridiplantae; Streptophyta; Pinopsida; Cupressales; Cupressaceae
Exons: 6
Coding region: 218-2062 (614 amino acids)
Biological process (GO): protein ubiquitination; Notch signaling pathway
Cellular component (GO): nucleoplasm
Molecular function (GO): ubiquitin protein ligase activity
Source: RefSeq, a predicted model, not a curated record
CCGUUGAUAUGCUGCAACUAGAAUUUCAGCAACCCACUUUUCCAUCUAUCGUCAUCCUUGAUUUGACUUUGUUCUCAUCAAGGUAAACAAAAAAAUAAAACAAAACAAAUUUGUACAAUCUUCCAAAUCAUACGCAAAAACAUUUGGGAUUUUGUUUUAAGCAAAACGAACAUAUGGGUGUUUAUGCCAGUGCCGCUUAAGUGAUAGCUAGUGAAACAUGGGCUCAGCGCUGUCCAACCCAAUUUCAUCUGCAAGUGUGGGGGUAAAUUCGAACUCAGCACCUGCGUUUGAGUGGCAAUGGCAAACUGAUGAUUUGCUGUGGCGUUCAUACAGCGAGGAGUGCAGUGCUGCCAUGGAGGCGGCACGCUUGGAAGGGCGCUCCUUCCUUGAGAUCAAGGCGUUCCCGGCUUCGACUCGCACGCACUUGAUUUUCUUUCAGCAGCAACAACUUCGCCAGGUCAAUCUUAGGACUUACCGGGGGCGCCCAGUAAGGAGAUGUAUUGGAGAGAAAAGUUUAACUGCUGUUUGGGAAUGGUGGCAAGAAGAGAAAGGCCAAUGGCAUGAAUAUAGAAGUGAGCUGACUUCAAAGUUUGAAGCAGCAUGGAUGAGUUCCAUUGCUAAUCAGAAAUUGGGAAGACAUGAUUGUCCAGCUGGUGUAUUUUUCAAUUUAAAAGGUCGAACAUAUUCUAUUCUGUUUGAAGCUGAAGCAGUACAGUGCAAUGUGAAAACGUCAUUUCAGAGGAAUGUUCGUAGACGUUCAUGUUUGCAAAACCAAACAUCAUCUAAUUGUGUUGCAAAUUCACAUUUAAAUGUAAACUCAGACUUAGCCGGCAAUUGUUCAACAUUUGAAAUUGGAUGGCAGUGGCAAACUAAUGAUUUACGGUGGUGUCCUUACAACCAUGCAUCCAGUGCUGCAAUUGAAUCUGCCUAUGCUAAUGGCCAAGUGUCUGUUCAGAUUAGUCUAUUGCCAGGCUCCAGUCCAACUCACUGUGUUUACUUCAAGAAUCAAGUGCUUAGCCAGGUCAAUCGCAUAACUCAUCGAUUGCGCCCAGUACGGAGAUGUGUAAAUGGGAAAAGCUCUUUUGCCAUUUGGGAAUGGUGGGAAGAAGAGAGGAGUCAAUGGCACACAUACAAUGAUUAUCUUACAAAAAAGUUUGAAGCAGCAUGGAACAGCUGCAUGGCUAGCCGUACAAGUCACUGUGUGAAUUGUCCAGCUGGUGUUUUCUUUAAAUUGAAUGGUCGAAAGUAUUCCAUUCUAUUUGAAGCAGAUGCAAUGCAAUGUAAUGCUAAAAAUUCAAAUUGUAGAAAUGUUCGAAGAUGUAAUUAUUUUUCAAAUCAGUUGUCAAAAAUCCAGCCUGUUAAUGUAGAUCAUUAUCAGGAUUUAAAUGGAACUUUACAUGGACAAGUAAUGAGAAAUGAACAAGAUCAGUCUAGCCAACAUUACCUACAUCCUGAAUAUGAUUCUAGCUCCAACUCGGAUGAUGAUGAUGAGUGUUCUAUUUGUCUUUGCAGCUUGCAUGAAGGAAAAGUCAUUGAACUGGUGAAAUGUCACCAUUUCUUUCACAGAAAAUGUAUUGAGCAAUGGUUCAAAACAUGUCCCACUUGCCCACAAUGUUUGGCAGUUUAUGAUGUGAUCUCAGGAAAUCAGCCACCAGGGGACAUGAGUGUUCGUUAUAUUUCGUUUAGUAGUAAAGAGGCGGAGAAUGGAAUUGAAGGAUAUCCAGGUGUUGAUAUCAUUGAAAUUACUUACAUAUUUUCCAAUGGAAUUCAGUCUGCAGAGCAUCCAGCUCCUGGAACAGCAUACGCUGGUGCUACAUAUGCUGCUUAUCUACCAAAAAGCAAAGAAGGGGAAGAAAUUCUUGAGCUUUUGGAAAUAGCUUGGAGUCGCCGCCUCCUUUUUACAGUGGGACCAUCUUUGGCAACUGGACAGAAAAGCAUGGUCAUCUGGGCUAGAAUUCACCACAAGACCCAAAAGAAUGGAGGGGAGAGUAAUAAUGGUUAUCCUGAUCAGACUUAUUUUGCUAGAGUCAAGAAACAGCUAGCAGACGUAAAUAUUAUGUAAUUGUAAAUAAUAUGUUAUUUAUACUUUACUUGCUUAUAUCAGUCAUCUAGAAGUUAUCUACUUUGUAGACAAUUUGUUAUUUUUAAUGCUUGUAAGCUUUUGUGUUUUCAGAAUAUCUCUAUGACCACAUUUGAGCUACCAAUUAGGUUGUUGUAGGGCAAGAAUGUUGUUAGAUUGCUCUUAUAUUUCAUUUUAUCAAUCUCAAGUUCAGAUUUUGUUGAA